GCUUCUAAGAAGAGUACCAACGAUGAGGAAGCCCACAUGUUAAUCCGUUUUCACUGAUCCCACUGAAGAAAAUGAAGCCACGUUCCAGCUUUGCCAAUCCUUUUCCCGUCACUGUUGGCUGAAUGAGAAAUGGUCGUGUGAUUAUGCUGACACCCCAGCAUGCAUUUGGUAGACCUGUGGUUAACUCGUUCCCUCUCCAUGUGUCUGCUCUUACAAAGUUUUGUCCUCAUGAUACUGUGCUUUCAUUCUGCCAGUAUGUGCCCGAAAGGCUGCCUCUGUUCUCACUCCGGAGGUCUGAACGUCAGCUGUAGCAAUGCGAACCUCAAGGAGAUACCCAGAGAUCUUCCACCAGAAACAGUGUUACUUUAUUUGGACUCCAAUCAGAUAACAUCUAUCCCCAACGAAAUUUUUAAGGACUUGCACCAACUGAGAGUCCUCAAUUUAUCAAAAAAUGGGAUUGAGUUUAUAGAUGAACAUGCCUUCAAAGGGGUGGCAGAAACCUUGCAGACUCUGGAUCUGUCCGACAACCGGAUUAAAAGUGUACACAAAAACGCUUUCAACAACUUAAAGGCCAGAGCCAGAAUUGCAAACAAUCCCUGGCACUGUGACUGCACGCUGCAGCAGGUGUUGAGGAGCAUGGCCUCCAACCAUGAGACAGCCAACAACGUCAUCUGCCAGACUUCUGUGCUGGAUGAACACGCUGGUAGACCGUUCCUCAACGCUGCCAACGAUGCUGACCUCUGCAACCUUCCUAAAAAGACUACCGAUUACGCCAUGCUGGUCACCAUGUUUGGCUGGUUCACCAUGGUGAUCUCAUAUGUGGUUUAUUACGUCCGGCAAAAUCAGGAGGAUGCAAGGAGGCACCUUGAGUACUUGAAAUCCCUGCCAAGCAGGCAAAAGAAACCAGACGAAGCCGAUGACAUUAGCACUGUGGUAUAGUAUUCUGAAUACAAUGACUGCCUUUGUGAUGGAAUCUAGAUUUGGAUGACACUAAAACCAGAGGUUUACUUCUAACGUGCAUUGUAAACAUUAAAACUUUUGGGGUUGUUUUUUUCUGUUUAACUGAAUUAUGCCACUGUUGAGCUUUCUAACAGAAAGUUUUGUCUGGGUGGUAUACUUUAAUUAUUUCUCUGGUGAUAUCCUAAAGUAAGUGAAUUAAUAUGUAAAUGUUAGUUUAGACCCAUUCCACUAUUUAAUAAUGAAAUUUAUUUUUUUAAUUUAAAAACCAAAUAAAAGCUUAAAUUUGAACCAUGUAAAA
Molecule: messenger RNA, 1258 nt
Organism: Tauraco erythrolophus (red-crested turaco)
Lineage: Eukaryota; Metazoa; Chordata; Aves; Musophagiformes; Musophagidae
Gene: LRRC3B
Product: leucine rich repeat containing 3B
Molecular function (GO): protein binding
Source: RefSeq, a predicted model, not a curated record